Drosophila ficusphila is the source of this 3540-nucleotide messenger RNA. Its product is annotated as E3 ubiquitin-protein ligase MARCHF6. Gene Ontology annotation, cellular component: endoplasmic reticulum membrane. The coding region runs from base 307 to 3306 and encodes 999 amino acids. The transcript is spliced from 3 exons. Gene Ontology annotation, molecular function: zinc ion binding. The record is from RefSeq and is a predicted model, not a curated record. Lineage: Eukaryota; Metazoa; Arthropoda; Insecta; Diptera; Drosophilidae.
AUUUUGGGGUGUGCACACACUGACAUUUGGUGGCUGCCACUUUUUUUUGAGAACUGAGCUGCAUAUUUUUGUUUUGUCGUAAUAAUAUCAGAAGUGCUCGGUUAAAAUUCAAGUGUUAGACGCGCUGUACGGUCGGUAAUCAACGGGUAAUUGAUUAGCGUAGUUAAAAAGCGGAGAGACCUAGGUGGAAGACAAGAAACGUCGGGCCAAUUAGCGAAAUUGCCCUGCGAAUUGCGCAAAUGGCUAAUGGAACUUUCGGACAACUUGGGUUAAACUGAAGGCCAAGGAUCCAUAAAAGACAUCACGAUGGACGACCUGUCGCAGGGCGACAUUUGCCGGGUGUGCAGAUGCGAGGCGCAACCGGAUAGGCCUUUAUUUUACCCGUGCAUUUGCACGGGAUCAAUCAAGUAUAUUCACCAGGACUGUCUCAUGCAAUGGAUGCGCUACUCGCACAAAGAAUACUGCGAACUAUGCGGCUACCGCUUCAGUUUUCAGCCGAUCUAUGCCCCGGAUAUGCCCCGUGUCCUGCCACUGAAGGACGUCCUCGUUGGUCUGAUGUCAGCGGUUUUGGAGGGCGCCCGCUGCUGGUUGCACUACUCUCUGGUGGGCAUGGCCUGGUUUGGAGUGGUCCCGCUGUCCGCCUACAGAACCUACCGGUAUCUGUUCCGGGCCAGCUCCUUUGACAUGAUUCUCACGCUGCCUUUCGACAUUUUCUCCAUGGAAAACCUGGCGGCUGACGCAUUUCGCGGCUGUUUUGUGGUCACGUGUACGCUUUUAUCCUUCAUAGGAUUGGUCUGGCUGCGCGAGCAGAUCCUCCACGGCGGCGGGCCCGAUUGGCUGGAGCGGGACGACGCUCCCCUGCAGGCCGCAGCUGCUAAUCCUGCGCCUGCUCCCGCUGCAGAAGCGGCUCCUUUGCCCCAGGACGACAACAACAACGGUGAUGCACCGCAAGAUGUGCCUAUGGAUAACGAAGCUCCUGCACCGGCUGACAACGAGGCACAGGAUGCACAAGCCCGGGAAGCAGCUCCUGCAGCUCCAGCUGCCGCCGUGGACGCCGAUGCUGACGAGCCGAAUUGGAAUCCCAUGGAGUGGGAUCGUGCCGCCGAGGAACUUACUUGGGAACGUCUUCUCGGCCUUGAUGGCUCGCUGGUUUUCCUGGAGCACGUCUUCUGGAUCAUCUCUCUGAACACAAUGUUCAUCUUCACCUUCGCGUUUUGUCCGUACUGCGUGGGAAACUUUAUCCUCAGCUCAAUGGAUCUUCUACAACCGGAGAAGCCACUGCUCCACUUUCACGGCCUGAUUACCACUUUAUUCGGCUACUGCUGUAUAGGCCUGACCCUCGUAGUGCUGCACUUCUUCGCAAGGGUAUUCCGUCUGCGCAGGGUUUGCUGGUUUAUUGGACUUUGCUACAUUGUGGUCAAAGUGUCACUUCUUUCUGUGGUGGAAAUCGGAGUACUGCCCCUCAUUUGCGGCUGGUGGCUGGACAUCUGCUCGUUGCCCUUACUGGACGCCAGUCUUAAGGAUCGCAAGGCCAGCUUUAAGGCGGCUCCUGGAACCUCCCUCUUCGUUCAUUGGAUGUUCGGCAUGGUCUACGUUUACUACUUCGCUGCCUUUAUCUCGCUGCUGAGAGAAGUUUUACGACCGGGAGUUCUCUGGAUCUUCCGAAAUGUCAACGAUCCGGACUUCAGUCCAAUCCAGGAGAUGAUCCAUGUGCCCAUUGUACGUCACAUCCGUCGUCUGGUUGCUUCGGCCAUGAUCUUCGGUUUCGCCGUACUUUUGAUGCUUUGGUUGCCGAUUAGGAUACUGCAGGUGGCAUGGCCGAAUUUCUUGCCGUAUGCUCUGAGCGGCGAUGCUGAGGUCAAUGAUCUUAGUUUGCAACUACUGCUUCUGCAGAUUGUUUUACCUGGGUUCUUUGAGCAAACCCAGACGCGUAUCUGGCUAAAGGGAUUACUUCGCAUUUGGUGCACAGCGGUGGCUUGGAUGCUUGGCAUUCGGAGCUACCUUCUGCCGGCACCGGAACCGGAGCCCGAAAACACGGCGGCUGGCGAAGAAGGCGUAGAGAAUGCGGCUGGCGAAAAUGGCAACCAAGAGGUAGAAGGAGAGGCAGCCGCUGCACCACCGCCACCGCCGCCUCCACCGCCACCACCAGCAGAACCGGCACCUGCACCGCGGAACCUUGCCGCCGCCCAUCAGGCCAUUAUGCAAAGAGAUGCUCCAGUCGGAUUUCAACCGUACGACAAGCCCUCGCUGUUCGCCUUUCGUCUGUGCGCCCUCUUGUCACUUAUGUGCUUGUCCAUCGUUUGCGCAGCCAUGUUGACACUCACGGUCCCCGUUUACAUUGGGCGACGGCUGAUGAUGCUCUGGACCGGCCAGCCGGGUGAGAAGGCAGCGGGAGCGGCAGCUGCAGCAGGAGCAGCGGGAGUGGCUGCAAAUCUAGCGCCAGUCGAUCCAGAGGGUGCCAGAAAGAACGAGCGGCUUCUGCGAUCACACGAACUAUACACAGCUGAGAUUGGCGGUUACCUGUGCUGGAUUGUUUGCCGGGGAGUGGCCGUUGUGGUCACCUUGCUGCCCCAGGGACGAGCGGCUAUUGUCAGUAAGCUGAAGCACUGGGCCCGAGUGGCUCUGCAAUAUGCCCUGCCGGUGCUAACGCUCCUCGGAAUCUUUGUGUUGGUCCCUCUGCUGUUUGGACUACUGUUGGAACUGGUGGUGGUCAUCCCCCUACGGGUGCCGUUGCGCAAGACACCCAUACAUUUCCUGUGGCAGGAUUGGGCCCUUGGAGUGCUUUACAGUAAGAUAGCCAUCGCCUUGACUUUGAUGGGUCCGGAUUGGCAUUUAAAGCGAGCUCUGGAGCGAGCCUACAUGGAUGGACUGCGCGAUUUUGACUUGAAGUUUGUGAUGAGGGACUUGGCGGUGCCGGUGGUUACCACUUUUGGCCUGGCUUUGGCCGUUCCCUAUGUAAUGGCCCACAUGGUGUUUCCGAUUUUCCUAGCCGACGCCUAUGCGCGGCAUGCCGUGACCCGACUCGUGUAUCCUGUUAGCUUCAUCGUGGUGGGCAGCAUCUGCUUCGUUUUGUUCCAGAUCAAGCAGCUUAAGAAGCUUUACCUGUCAAUCAAGGUGGACAAAUAUCUGGUGGGCCAGCGACUGGUCAACUACGAGCACCGCAAGAAGCAGCAGCAACAGCAGCAACAACAGGAGGAGGAGGAACAGCAGCGGGCGGCCAGGGAGCUAAAGGAGAACCAGGAGAGGGACCGCGAGCGGGUACGGGAGCAGCUGGUCCAGGAGCAGGAGUUGGCUGAGCUUCUGUAACGAGAUCAGAUUUUUAUUUCAACCCGACAAGGAGGAUGCCACGAGAAGCUAUCCUGCGCUUUUUCAUCGCCAAGCUGCUCCUGCUGCUGAUAUAUAUCGGUCUAGUAUCUGCUGCCCUGCCAAAACGGAUGGUUUGAAAAAUUUCGAGUGAAAUAAACCUACUUUACCCUCGCUUCGUUCCUUUCCCCCACUUUAGUUAACUUUCGUUAUAUAUUAAAAAUGUGUUAGCUUCAA